AUGAGCUCCUUGCCCCAUGGCUCCCGCGCCUCCAUCGACAUCCUGGAGGAACUCCAGCUGAUUGCAGCGCAGAACCUGGAAAAACUAGACAUCAACAAAUACUAUGAAGUCGUCCAUGAACUGGGCAAGGGCACGUACGGGAAAGUGGACCUGGUUGUCCACAAAAUCAGAGGCACGAAAAUGGCCCUGAAGUUUUUGAGGAAGAAGACCACCAAGCUGAAGAGCUUCCUGAGAGAGUACAGCAUCUCCCUCUACCUGUCGCCCUGCCCCUUCAUCAUCAACAUGUACGGCAUUGCCUUCGAGACAGACGAGUACUACAUCUUCGCUCAGGAGUACGCUCUGGCCGGAGAUCUGUUCGACAUUAUCCCUCCACAGGUGGGACUCCCUGAGACGGUGGCUAAGCGCUGUGUCCACCAGGUGGCGAUCGCCCUGGAUUACCUGCACUGUAAGAAGCUGGUCCACAGGGACAUCAAGCCAGAGAACAUCCUCAUCUUUGACAAAGAGUGCAGAAAGGUUAAGCUGUCAGACUUUGGCAUGACACGGCGUGCUGGCUCUCCGGUGAAGCGCGUGAGCGGUACGAUCCCGUACACGGCGCCCGAGCUGUGUGAUACCUCGCGACACGAGGGUUUCUGUGUGGACUACAGCACUGACGUUUGGGCGUUUGGCGUGCUGCUCUUCUGCAUGCUGACAGGAAACUUCCCCUGGGAGAAGGCCAUGCCGAACGACGGCUUCUAUGAGGAGUUUGUGCGCUGGCAGCGUCGCCGGACGGGCACGGUGCCCUCACAGUGGCGCCGAUUCACCGAUCAUGCUCUGCGAAUGUUUCGUAGGCUCCUCUCCAUCGAGCAGGAGCGCCGCUGCUCCGUCAAAGAAGUCUUCAGCUACUUCAACCAGUGCUGGAUGUUGGACACGCAGAACGGAAACAGCAACAGCAACGGAGGUUUAGCGAGCAGCGCUCCUCCACUGGACAUCAGCUCGUCCUCAUCUGAAGAAGACGUGUUGGUGGACAGACUGAAGCAACAGAGCUUGUCACCUGCCUGCGUGGCAGCAAAGGGAAGCAACAUGAUGGACACCCAUUACUCCUCUAUGUCCACCAACAGCUCACCGUCCUCCACCGGCAGCUAUGAACGGGCCAACAGGGAAAACAACGAAAGGGGACGCAUCCUGGUGGCCACACCCUUCGAGAUCUGCGUGUAG
Limanda limanda (common dab) is the source of this 1194-nucleotide messenger RNA. Its product is annotated as un-named sa1261. The coding region runs from base 1 to 1194 and encodes 397 amino acids. Gene Ontology annotation, molecular function: protein serine/threonine kinase activity; ATP binding. The transcript has 3 exons. Lineage: Eukaryota; Metazoa; Chordata; Actinopteri; Pleuronectiformes; Pleuronectidae. Gene Ontology annotation, biological process: peptidyl-serine phosphorylation; peptidyl-threonine phosphorylation. The record is from RefSeq and is a predicted model, not a curated record.